UACAGGCGGAAGUUCUGUCUUGUUCACCUGUUGCUCGUGCAAACAGGAAGAAGAGAAACUCGGUCGUAAUUUUUAUCCGCGCGAGGGAGAUUACAUUAAAUUGUAUAAAAGUAAUUUAUUUCCAAGCGUGAUGGAUAAAUUAAAGAAAGUUCUGAGCGGUCAGGACGGAAAUGACGACCUGAACGUGCUGCAGUCGGCGGGAGACGUGACCACGCUGGGCUGGGGAACACGCGUCAAGGCUUUUAUCGCCUGCUUUGUCUUGGGAGUCGUCUGUUCCAUCCUGGGAUCGUGUUUGCUCUGGGUUCCUAAAAAAGGACUGAUCUUGUUCGCCGUCUUCUACACCUUUGGCAACAUCGCCUCGCUCCUAAGCACCGUGUUUUUGAUGGGGCCGUUGAAUCAGCUGAAGAGGAUGUGUGACAAGACGAGAGCGCUGGCGACGGCCGUCAUGAUCACGUGCCUUGUGUUGACACUUUGCUCUGCAUUUUGGUGGCAAAACAAAGGCCUGGCCGUGCUCUUCUGCAUCCUCCAGUUCCUGGCUUUAACUUGGUACAGCUUGUCAUAUAUUCCAUUUGCAAGGGACGCGCUGAUUAAGAUGUUCUCCAUGUGUUUGAAGUGAUGUGUAGUGGCGUGUGGAGCUCGGACCUCUCUCGCCCCACCGUUCUCCCUCUCCCUCUCUUCUUCUCCCUCUCUCUUUCUCGGCGCCUGAUCUCGCUUCAGCUCUGCUACGCCCUGAGUGCCCGCUGCUAGUGCCCACUCGAGCGCCCACUCUAUUGCCUGACACGCGCACACACACACACUGCAGGUGUGCGUUUCCUCUCCUGAUGCUUGGCUGCUCUCCAGGAAUGUGUAUGAACACACAUAUUCUCUUUUACAAGUAGGUGAAGGAAUCAGACGUGAAUUUAAUACGACUCAGAGGUGCAUUAGGUAAAAGUUUGUAGGGGUAAAAGGUUUCUAACAGUUCAAUGGGUUGAAUAAGAUUUGAAUUAUUUUUUUUUUAAACUCACUGAGCCCACCCCUAUUUCCACCCCUGAGCUUAGCUCUCAAAACUUACAUCGGUUCAACUGGACUUAGCAUGUUAACUAGAGAUACCAUUCAAGCUCACUCAGACAUUCUGCUGCCCGAAAGCUGAAAGUUACAACUCAUAACAUAUAAACAGAUAAAACAUGCAAAAUUCUCAUACUGAUUCAAGAGAAUGUGAAAGGGCAUUGGGGGUGUGUCUAUAUAAUGAUUGACAAGAGGACAAAUCCAAGUACAAACAGCCAUCCUGGACCAGAAGGCAGGUUUCCAAACUUUUUUUUUUUUUAAUCAGCUACAUUUGUUCUGUGAAAAUGGCUUCAGCUAUUAUUUUUGUAAUCAUUUCUACAUAAUUCUGCCUAUUAUUUGUAGUAGGAAGACAUGAAGAAUAUUGGCUAUUGCAGCUUUAAAGCGCACCUAUUAUGGUUUUGAAACGUGCCUAAUUUUGUUUUGAAGGUCUGAUACAAUAGAUUUACAUGCAUCCAAGAUAAAAAAUAAAAAAAAACACUUUAAUGUGCUCAUAAUUUAAACUGCAGCAUCACCUUUUUUCCCCCAGUGUCACAAACAACUCGUUAAAUGAUUCAUUCUAAACUCCCCCUAUCAGAGAGCAUACUCUGCUCUGAUUGGUCAGAUGUCCCAGUCUGUUGUGAUUGGUCUACCGCUGUUUGCAAGCAGCCAAUGAAGAUCAGAGGCGGGGCUUUUUGUUACAAACCUACCUAGGUUAGUACAGGAAGUAAAGUCUGGAAUUACUAACGACUCAUCUCAGCUGUUCAGAAUCGAUUCCUUCUUUUGGGAGUCAAUAACUCUGUCGUGCGCUUUGAUUUUUUAAACUUCAGACUUUUUAAAUUCAAAAACAGCUUUAUAACACACUACAUGAAAGGUAAUAUUUGAUAAACCAUAAUAGGUGCACUUUAAAUUGUGAUGUGUGGUGUUCAGUCAAAAAUUGACAACAAGAUGCCUUUAUAGUUUAAUAGAGAUCAUUUUUAGAAAUAGUAUAAAGGUUGCUGUAAAGUUGUUGUUUUUUUUGUAACCAGCCAUGUUUUGGUCAUAACAUUUUAACAUGGUAACCACUUUUAGUUCUUGGAUUAGAUUACAUUAAAUUAGAUUAAGCCUAUCCCUGGAUUGAAUUAUUUUAUAAAUCUGGAUACUUGAGAUUGAAUUUAACACUCAGCAUUUGUUGGGGUUUUUGUUUGUUUGUCUGUUUGUAUGUUUUUGACAUUUUUUUUGUCAUUUUUGUUACCGAAGAUUUCUUAAUCAUCCUGUUGUUUUCUCUGUUUACAUAACUGAAUUCUGCUCAUAUUAUUUCUACAGGUUAUACAUUUCCACAAAGCUUUGUUUUUGUUUUUUUGUUGUUGUUGAUCACUGUUUUUUUUUGUUGUUGUUUUUUUUUGUUGUUUUUUUUUAACUGCUGGUCUUUCCAGGCUAUAAUAAUGUGUUUUGAGUUUUAAGCUGACAUGGGAAGAGUCAGUCAGCAUUUCCCGUGUGUGCUACGAAGCAUGAAAAUUGUGUGUGAAAGACUUAAAAACAAAAAGUAGCCUGUGUUGUAAAAGGUCAUGCACAAAAUGGCUGCUUGAAAUGAAGCCUAUAUUACAAUUUCAGAAGAUAAUACUAUAAUCUCCUCAGCAGAGCAUUAGUUUUGAAGCUAAACAGCUCCGGAAACACGUAGAUUUCUGUUUCUGCACUAUGAUUUUGUCAUGCCUUUUUUUAAAAAAAAAGUAAUAUGUUACUUUUACAUUUCUGAUGAGUGCCUGGAUUUUCCAAUAAUGUCAACAGGGUUAUCUUGUGUCUUGUGUUAAGCUUGUAGUUUGCCUCGUGUUAUUUAAUGAUUAACCUACUGAGUCUAUUGAGGCUCACUUUCUGUGCUGUAGGAUACUAAAACAUUUCCUCUGUUGUAUACGUGUGAAAUGUGUCUGAUGUUACCAGUUGCAGCCCUAAUGAACAAAUAUCAUUAAAAUCUUAUUUAAGUCUG
Ictalurus punctatus (channel catfish) is the source of this 2983-nucleotide messenger RNA. It is a transcript of the gene sft2d2b, whose product is annotated as SFT2 domain containing 2b. Gene Ontology annotation, cellular component: membrane. NCBI's taxonomy places the organism in Eukaryota, Metazoa, Chordata, Actinopteri, Siluriformes, Ictaluridae. Bases 131 to 616 code for a protein of 161 amino acids. The record is from RefSeq and is a predicted model, not a curated record. The transcript has 8 exons. Gene Ontology annotation, biological process: vesicle-mediated transport.